CUCUUCCAUUUAAAAAAUGGCCGUUUGUGUUUUGUUUUAGUUUCACGUUUGAAUUUUCUUUAAAGUUUUUAUUUUAAAAUAAUUAGUUUUGAUGCAACAGAUUACGUUAACCGGGCCUAAACAGUAGUGCAACCUUAAGGACUGUGUUAUUAAGUUGUAUAUAUCCUUGAUUAAUUAAAAAUGCCACGGACAAAAAGGCCAGUAAGGAAACAGGAAAAAACCGCUGAAGACGACGAUGCCUUGAAAAAACUGAACAAAUUGGUCACAGACCAGAAGAAUAAGAUAGAUUCCCGCGCUCACAUGGAGCUGCGGAAUGUGGAGCUUGCCUUUAAGAUACUUCUUGGAUCUAUCAGCAAUGUAUACCUGCAGAAAACUGUCGGACAGUUGGGCGUAGCUCUUAGCCAUCUAGCCAGAAGGCAGUGGCGUAACUACGGGGUGAAAUCAGAAUUACACCUAAAAGAAGUUCCAACAAACACAAGAAGGACUCGUCAUUCUAGCCGCUCUGCUUCACAUGAUGAUGGGUAUCUGACGGAGAACUCGUCGCAGGGCUCCGGCGGCCGCAGCAAGAGGCAAAUACCGGUCCCCACAACAGUAGGUAGAUCAACGACAGGUCGGUCGACGGCGACCGCGCGUCGCUCCCGCUCGGCCGACGCGUCGUGUCGCAAGCUGCCGCCGCCCACCGCCAACAAGACUGUACAGCGACGUCGCUCGCGGUCCGUCUACCGCACGCCCGCUUAUAAUAAGAAUGCUGCCGUCAACUAUCCUGCUAUUACGCCAAAGGUGACCCCUCAAACUCCUCUGACAGUGCUGCGUCAGCCGCGACAGGGAGAGAUGGUGGUGUCCAUGUCUGGCUCGCCCGUCAUGGUGCCCACUUGUUACACAAUGAAACCCGACGAGAUGGCGAACUGCAACAUCCUCCUACAGGACGGCACGAUGCUCUCCCUCCAGCCCAAACAGUUGCGCCAGUCACAAGCAUACAUUCCAUUCUCUCUAAUGGACUCCAAUGUACUCAACCAACUGAAAACACUCAAAGACAACCUUGACAAAGUGGUCAAACUUGGAGAAAAGGCUAUUAAAUAAGGUUACCCAACCAUUGGGAAAAUUCUCAUUACCUAGGAACAUGAUUGCCCAAUGCCCAGGAGUUGGGAAAAUUCCCAUUGUUACCUACAGUACUCGGUUAUGAUUAUUGCACAUUGACUUUUAGAGCAGACGAUUUUGUCUGAUAUUAGACUCGAAC
Spodoptera littoralis (African cotton leafworm) is the source of this 1237-nucleotide messenger RNA. NCBI's taxonomy places the organism in Eukaryota, Metazoa, Arthropoda, Insecta, Lepidoptera, Noctuidae. The record is from the annotation of a GenBank genome assembly.